AUGAGCGGAGCCCAACAUGAUGCUUUGCUUGCACAGAUCCUCACCGGGCUGUCAGACAUUCGUCGCGAGAUGUCGCGCUUGAACGAUCGUCUCGAUAGUGUUGAGCGCACAGAGCCAAACACGCCUACCAUGGGCAACUUUUCGCCUAUUUUCUCGCCUGCGCGUCGACAGAGCUUCGCAGCGUACCACUCGUCGCUCGAUCGAUGGAAUCCGGAGCGUGCACGACCGCAUGAACCGACGAAGCUUACACUGUCGCUUGAGCAGGAUGAGGCUCCUGUCGAAGCGACGGACCCUUCGUUGAACCUGUGGUCUGUUGUCCCAGCCGGCGGCGCCGGUACGCGUCUCUGGCCACUUAGUCGCGAGAACUGCCCCAAGUUCCUCUUGGACCUUACUGGCAAUGGCCGAAGCCUGAUCCAAAACACAUGGGACCGCCUCCUUCCUCUUUCAGGCACGGGAAAGCUUAUGAUUGUUACUGGCCGCAUCCACACUGGCGCCGUGCAGGGCCAACUGCCGCAGCUCAUUCCUUCGAACGUCUUUUCUGAGCCGUCGCCUAAGGAGUCGAUGGCGGCCAUCGGCCUCGCUGCUUCGGUGCUCGCACGCCGGGACCCAACGGCCGUUCUUGGUUCGUUUGCGGCCGACCACAUUGUUUCGGGCCGUGAGGCUUUCGAGUCUUCUGUGCGUGAGGCUGUCAUGGCUGCUAGGGAGGGCUACCUUGUCACGAUUGGUAUUGCUCCAUCGUAUCCAUCAACCGGUUUUGGUUAUAUUAAGCUAGGUGGUAAGCUGGAUCUCCCCGACGCGCCCAACGUGCAGCGCGUGGAUGAGUUCAAGGAAAAGCCUGAUGCUCGCACGGCAAGUGCAUACUUAAGCACGGGUGAGUACCGCUGGAAUGGUGGUAUGUUCGUUGUGAAGGCUGCUACUCUUGUCGACCUGAUGGCAAAGUAUGUGCCUGACCUCCACGCCGGUCUACAGAAAAUCGCCGAGGUUUGGGACACGCCAAACCGUGACGCGGUUCUGAAUGAGGUCUGGCCCACGCUUCCCAAGAUUGCUAUCGACCAUGCCGUUGCUGAGCCGGCUUCGAAGACUGGUCAGGUGGCUGUCGUGCCAGCGACCUUUGGUUGGGACGAUGUCGGUGACUUCUCAUCCCUGUCGGCGCUUCUCCCCGCCGAGAAGAACCAGGCUCGUGUUCUUGGCGAACCCUCGCUUGUUUUGACCGAAGGUCAGAUGGGUGGUAUCAUUGUUCCAGCAUCUGGCCGCAAAAUCGCCUGCUUGGGUAUGGACGACGUCGUUGUUGUCGAUACGCCCGAUGCUUUGCUCGUUACCACCCGCGCGCGUAGCCAAGAUGUAAAGAAGAUUGUUGCCAAGUGCAAGAAGGCCCAUCCAGAGAUUUGCUAA
This is a messenger RNA of Malassezia globosa CBS 7966, 1392 nucleotides long. RefSeq lists its product as uncharacterized. The transcript is spliced from 2 exons. Gene Ontology annotation, molecular function: mannose-1-phosphate guanylyltransferase (GTP) activity. Gene Ontology annotation, biological process: polysaccharide metabolic process; GDP-mannose biosynthetic process. The record is from RefSeq and is a predicted model, not a curated record. Bases 1 to 1392 code for a protein of 463 amino acids. Lineage: Eukaryota; Fungi; Basidiomycota; Malasseziomycetes; Malasseziales; Malasseziaceae.